Molecule: messenger RNA, 2411 nt
Organism: Rhagoletis zephyria (snowberry fruit fly)
Lineage: Eukaryota; Metazoa; Arthropoda; Insecta; Diptera; Tephritidae
Product: homeobox protein caupolican-like
Biological process (GO): regulation of transcription by RNA polymerase II; neuron differentiation; cell development
Cellular component (GO): nucleus
Molecular function (GO): DNA-binding transcription factor activity, RNA polymerase II-specific; RNA polymerase II cis-regulatory region sequence-specific DNA binding
Source: RefSeq, a predicted model, not a curated record
AGCAAUCCCUAUGCAUUAAAAGAGGGCAACACUGGAUCUGAUAUGUCCGCUUGGACCUCGGCAAGCCUGCAGCCCACCACUGGCUACUAUUCGUAUGAUCCGAUAGCCGCCUAUGGUUACGGCUCCAGCUACGACUUGGCAGCACGCCGCAAGAAUGCCACACGCGAGUCCACGGCCACCCUUAAAGCCUGGCUGAGCGAGCACAAGAAGAAUCCCUACCCCACCAAAGGUGAGAAGAUAAUGUUGGCCAUCAUUACGAAAAUGACGCUGACGCAGGUCUCUACGUGGUUCGCGAAUGCACGCCGACGGCUGAAGAAGGAAAAUAAAAUGACCUGGGAACCAAAGAAUAAAACAGACGAUGAUGAUGAUGCAAUGUUGUCGGAUGAUGAGAAGGAGAAGGAUGCCGACGAGGUUGAGAAACUGAAUGGCAGUGGUGGAGUUGGUGACGGUAUUGGUGUUGGUGGAGUCUACGGUGGCGGUGGUGGUGGAAAUGCAACGAUGGGCGUUGAAAUGCGAAAAGAUGAUCCUAUUGUCAAAUCUGAAAUGCUCGCCAAAGAAGACAAAGCAGAUGGCUGCUCCUUAGAUGAACCAAAGUAUGGCGAGAUACCCUCCCUACGCAGCAUGGGUGGCGGCGUGUACAGCUCGCCCUACGGCCAGCAUCCCAGCUACCAUCCCUACCAGCAGCAACACACCUCAGCCUACUACCAGCAACACCAGCAGCAGCAGCAGCAGCAGCAGCAGCAGCAGCAACAGCACGUGGCUGGCAUGGCGUACGGCCCACCCAGCCACAUGAGCGCAGCCGAUGAGUACAAUGCAUCAAAAAACCUGCUGCGUGCGGCGGACUGUGGUAUACCGCUCCCGGCGAGCAAACCCAAGAUCUGGAGUUUGGCAGACACAGUCGGCUGCAAGACACCACCGCCGCUACUGCCAGCACCGCCACCCACACUGCCGCCGCCGGCGUCGUCAAUGCAAAUGAGCACAUAUCAACAGCAACAACAACAACAACAGCAGCAACAGCAAGCGCUGAUGCAAAGUCGACAACAGUAUUACCAGCAGAUGCCGCCGCACUUGCAACAAAUCAGUCAACUCAAUCCACACAAUAUACUCAACAGCCACAGCAACAGCAGCAACAUGCAGCCAGCGCACAACAGCAGCAGCAGCAACAACAACAACAAUUCGACAUCGCUGAAUAUGAUGAGCGGCUACGUCGGCGCAUUGCCCUAUUCGCGCAUACCUACGGCGUACGCGGCAGCAGCAUCGGCAUCGGCUGGCAGCAACAGUCUCAGUUCCAGCAGCAGCCACAACAACAGCAACGGCAGUUUCCUCAAUCUCAGUAUCAGCAGCACUGGCAGCAACAACAGCAACCACAACGGCAGUACUGGCAGUGGCAGCAGUAAUGGCAGCGCCUCCACGCCACCCUCGAUGACGCAGGGUCCGCCACUUUUGACAGCGCACCAGUAUCAUCAGCUGCAACAGCAACAACAGCAGCAGCAACGUUUGGGUUUCGCCGAGAUACAGCCGGAUACACCGCCGCAGACGCCGCCCAACAUGAAAUUGGCGAACAGCAAUGGCGGCAUUGUGUUGAAUCAGCUUGCGCGCGGCACAUUGAUGGGGACGCCGACGAGCAGCGCGCCGGGCAUGUGCUACAGCAGUGGCGUCGGCAGUAACAAUGCUCACGGUGGAAACCAUGCGGCAUACGGCGGCAAUGGAGUGGGUAUCGGUGUUAACUAUGCAUUGGCGGCGGCGCGCGCUGAGGGUUGAGUAGAGGCAGAGUGAGAAAUUUGAUCGAUUAGCAUUGCGGCUUAAUGAUUAUUACAACGUUUUUAAUCAACACGCGCGCGCAACGGGACAUGUGCAACGCAAAAGUAGGCAGCAAGCGCAAUAAACAUUAAAAGUUCAUAGCUGACGGCGAGCCAACUGACAGCGGAAGCAAGCUGCGCUAGUUUUCAAUUAAAGUUUGAUGUAAAAAAUUUAUGCCGCUUAACCGCAAGCGGCCCAAGUGGCUGCCGACGCGCGCAAGUUAAUCGCGCUAAUUAUUUGGCAAUAAAAGUGUAAUUCGAGUAAGCGGCAAUAAAAAGUUUUUAUUGCAUUUAGCAAGCGCGCAAAAAGGUCGUGAGCGCGAGCGCGCGCGCGCGUCGUCUGCGUAAUACAACACGCGCGCGAUGAAAUCGAAAUAAAAAAAAGAAAAAUUUAAAAUACGCAAAACUGAAGACUCAAGGCAGGAACUCUUUGCGAGUGCGAAGAGGGUGGUUGUGGAAAAUUGCUGGCUAUUUGUUGUUGUUUUUUUUCGUACAAUUAGUAGUGCGCUUAUAAUAAUAAGCGUGCGAGUUAAAGCGCAUACGCAUAUGCCAUUAGUCAUGCAGAAGGUUUAAUGACUUUACACGGUAGCAGCGACAGCGACAGCGACAACA